Messenger RNA from Striga hermonthica, 2298 nucleotides. NCBI's taxonomy places the organism in Eukaryota, Viridiplantae, Streptophyta, Magnoliopsida, Lamiales, Orobanchaceae. The record is from the annotation of a GenBank genome assembly.
AUGGCAUCAGUUCAAACGGAAACUACAUGUGGGACUCUUCUACAUGAACUUCAGAUAAUAUGGGAUGAGGUUGGGGAAACGGAUUCUGAGAAGGACAGGAUGUUACAUGAACUGGAGCAAGAAUGUUUGGAGGUGUAUAGAAGAAAAGUAGACCAAGCAAACAGGUGUAGAGCUCAGCUGAGGCAGGCAAUUGCUGAUGCUGAGGCUGAGCUUGCUGCCAUAUGCUCUUCAAUGGGGGAGCGCCCAGUGCACAUUAGGCAGUCUGAUCAAAGCACUGGAAGCUUGAAGGCUGAGCUCAGAGCCAUCCUCCCCCAGAUAGAGGAGAUGCGGAAGAGGAAAGCUGAUAGGAAAAAUCAGUUUAUAGAGGUGAAGAAAGAGAUACAAAAUAUUAAGAAUGAAAUCAAUAGUCCAGGAGGCUAUUCUUCAAAUGACACGACAGUGGAUGAUUUGUCUUUGAGAUAUCUGGAAGAGUUGCAAAAAGAACUUCAGGCACUUCAGAAAGAAAAGUGUGAACGUCUGAAACAGGUUAUGGAGCAACUGAGUUACUUGUACUCAUGUUGCUCAGUGCUCGGUUUGGAUUUUGAGCAAACUGCUAGUGAGAUUCAUCCAAGCUUAGGGGAAACUGAUGCUUCAAAAAACAUUAGCAAUGAUACUAUAGAAAAAUUGGGGGCUGCCAUACAAAGUCUCAGAGAGGUUAAAAUGCAGAGAAUGCAGCAGUUACAAGAUCUAGCAAGUUCAUUGCUGGAGCUUUGGAACUUGAUGGACACACCAAUCGAAGAGCAACAGAUGUUUCAGAAAGUUACAUGUAACAUAGCUGCUUCUGAAGAUGAGAUAACAGAAGCCGACAUGCUUUCUGCUGAUUUUAUUAAUUAUGUCAAAACUGAAGUUUCUCGAUUGGAAGAAUUGAAAAUAAGCAAGAUGAAGGAACUUGUUUUGAAGAAGAAGUCAGAGCUUGAAGAUAUUUGUAGGAAGACACAUUUAGUUCCAGGAUCCGAUGGUUCCAUUGACAUCGCCAUACAGGCUGUUGAAUCUGGCGCUGUUGAUGCCUCUUUUGUGCUUGAACAAAUUGAGAUCCAAAUAUCCAAAGUCAAAGAGGAGGCACUAUGCCGGAAAGAAAUCCUUGAAAAGGUUGAGAAGUGGAUGGCUGCAUGCGAUGAGGAGAGCUGGCUCGAGGAGUAUAAUAGGGAUGAGAAUCGUUAUAAUGCUGGGAGAGGUGCUCAUCUUACUCUCAAACGUGCUGAGAAAGCCCGUACAUUAGUCAACAAACUUCCUGCAAUGGUGGAUACAUUAACUUCGAAGACCACAGCAUGGGAAAAUGAAAGAGGAGUUCAUUUUACUUAUGAUGGGGUCCGUCUGCUCUCUAUGCUUGAAGACUACAUGGUUUUACGGCAAGAAAAAGAAAUAGAACGCAAGAGGCAGAGGGACCAGAAGAAACUCCAGGGACAGUUGCAAACAGAGCAGGAAGCUCUUUAUGGUUCAAAGCCAAGCCCUAUGAAGAACCAGAGUGCCAAGAAAGGGCCUAGAUUGUCAUGUGGUGGUGUUGGUGCAAGCAAUAGAAGACUCUCCCUUGGUGGGUCUAUGCUUCAAACUCCUAGGCCCGACAUCCUUUCUUCAGCAAAGGCUACUCCUAGGCCCGACAUCCUUUCUUCAGCAAAGGCUACUCCUAACACACGUGCAGCCAAGAAAAGUGAACGUAUGAACCAGGAUUGCCUUAAAGAUGAUGGAUUUGCAGCCCUCUCUACCGGGAGGACGGGACUGGACAUAGCCAGUCUCCCCAUACAACAAAAUUCUCUUAAUCCUCCCCACCCACACAGUGCUCGGGACUUAGAGCCCCCCAUGACCCGAAAGCCUUUCUCUCCCAUUUCCUCAACUGACUCUCCAAAACCCAAUUAUGUGACCAACAUUCUGGAAGACUUGAACAAAAAACACCACGACAUGCUGCAAAAAACCCUCUCCGUUAAUAACACUCCUUCACCAUUCACCACGCCUUCAAAGACAAUGAUACCUAUGGCAGCAGAAUUUGAGAACCGUACGCCUCAAGCUAUGGCCAUGAUACCUGUGGUGCCCUCAACACCAUCGACUGUUUCGAUUCCAAUGCAAGUGGCCCUAACGCCCGCUCAAAUGACGACACGUGUUGCAAGGCAAGUGGCCUUAACCACGACUACUGCUGCUCCUGUGCAGAUGGCCAUUGUACCUGCAGCUAAGUCGGCCGAUGAGGAGAUUGAGUACUCGUUUGAGGAAAGGCGGGCUGGGUUUGUUCUGCCAAGGCCGCAUGUAACGACCUUGAUGCGAGUUUAG